Molecule: messenger RNA, 2100 nt
Organism: Trichoderma asperellum CBS 433.97
Lineage: Eukaryota; Fungi; Ascomycota; Sordariomycetes; Hypocreales; Hypocreaceae
Source: RefSeq, a predicted model, not a curated record
AUGGAUCCUCCCAACAAAAGAGCCUCUGCUCUCCGCAGGAAACCGAUCCAGAGACAAUCUUUGGGGCUGUCCGAUGAAGAGGGCAGCGAAAAUGAAACAUUCGAUUUGGCUGCGGCCACCGUGUCCGACGGCUUUCGACCAACAAAUUCAUCACCAACCGACAGUUCAUCAGUAUUCUCGACGACAAACAAUCUCACCAGCGCCUCGGCCGCCUCUUCGCAAGCUCGAUUACUAUCUCAAAGUCCAACCAACGAACAGACGCCCACUUCUAGCCUCUCCAAGCCUUCAGCAUCUGCCUCUGCCCGCCCAUCAAGCGCAGUCAAGCCUCCGCGGCCUCAUGAUUCACUCACGCUCCGCAGCGAUGGUUCAAACCCUCUUCAAACCGAUCCGUCAUUAUCGUCGGCGCUGGCGUCGCUCUCAGAUGCGCCUCGGAUACGGCCUCAGAGCCCUUACCGAGGCCCCACUGGCCCUUCGCACCCGUAUCAAAUGUACCCGCAGAGAACACUGAGCAACGGUUCGGCUCCUGCCGAGCAAGCUGCAGGCCGCGGCCCUGCGCAUCCAUAUGCUCUCUACCCUCAAAAUACUGUCACCAGCGGCGAUGAGACGCCUAAUCAGAUACCCAUUGGCUUUUCGACAUCUGACGAUGGUUAUCAAAGGCAAAUCGGCCCGGAUGGAGAAGACGUAGGAGGUUUGGUUGGACCAUUGGGACAUACCGAAGAGCUGCCUCCUUACACAAGAUACCCCGACCAGGCCGUUGUCCGAAAGGCUACCCCUCCUGCGGUUGUGCUUCCAGAAGAUGGCGCAUCUAGUGAUCCAGCUCGAACCGUCACUGGGGCUGGAGGGAUUGGAGUGGCGACGCGAAAUCCAGAAUUUUCAUCUACAGAAGAAGACCUUCAGCCUUCACAGUCUAGACCAUCCACUCGCAGCCAUCACGACAUUAACACUGCUGCACAUAACCAGGCGGAAAAGCCUCCAAUGAGCAAGUGGCAGCGUAGGGCAAAGAAGAAGCUCUGGGGCAUCGUGCCGUACUGGGCAAUAUGUCUAUUAAUUAUAGGCGUUAUUCUUGUUGGCGUUAUACUGGGUGCUGUCAUAGGAACAGUUCUCUCGCACCAUAAACCGCCAAAUCACGGUUCUGAUUAUCCACAGUCGUUUCCGACGCCAACGUCUGAUGUCAUACCUUUACCCUUUGUCCCUCCACGUCUACCUCAUCUACCUACUGGUACAUAUGAGCUGCCACCUCUGAUUGCUAACCAAUCACCCAAGGCUUGCUUCAACGAUACCAGACAAAGUGCUGCUUGGAGCUGUAGCAUGCCUUCUAGCUACUACGAAAUGAAGCUCAGCAAUAUGACCAACGAAAGACCGACGUCAUGCUAUAGCCUCUCUCUCAAGGCCGUCAAUCUCAUCGAUUCCCGGUUGCUCUGGGGCACGCAGCCUCCCAAUAUUGAUAAUGAAAUAUUAACACUUGUCAACGACACAUCUGAGCCUCACCGUGGCCCGGCGUGGUGGCUCAAGGUUACAUAUGACAAGAUAGUCAUUGUCGCUGAGAAUGCUUUCACCCCUCCUAACCCCAAGACCAAACGUUGGGACAACAUGGGUGGACCAUUCGACGAUUAUGAUGUAACCCGAACAAACAAACCUAAUGGAGCUCAAGACGGUGACAAACCCUGGAUAUGCACCUGGCCUGGUACGACUCUCGAAGUGUUCAUCUACCCCAUCCAGAAUUCUAGCGCUUCAGCCAAACCAACUUCACGCACAGCGGCCUCGUCAGCGGCCUCGUCGAUGAGCUCUGUGCCCAACCCCUAUGCUUCGGAGGGUUUAUACCCUUACCCCAAAAGUGUCAAGUUUGUAGAGAGACGACAAGCCAGCAACACUCCCAGACCUUUCUGUCGCCAAGUUCAGGUCGUCGACAAGGGACGGGGUGUGGCGAAUGUGACGGAUAGCCUUGGGAAUCCCGUUCAAAUACAGAUUAACGAGAACCUUGACUCGGACAAGCAGGAAACAUCCCAAAACAGCCGCUCGCUCCGAAAGAUGUGGAAUCAACCCUGGAAUUCUCAGAAAUUGGAGCAGUUGACGCCUUGUGGCUGUCUUUGGUGGUCCUGA